AUGACUCCCACCUUCACACAUGAAUUCAACACUCCUGUCUACAAAGGCAAAAGUUUGUUCAGUACCGGCCUGUAUAUCAACGGUAAGUUCGUCGAAGGCUCAGAUGGUACUACGAUCGACGUUAUCAAUCCUACUACGGGAAAGAUUACUACUAAAGUAGCCGAAGCUACAUCUAAAGAUGUCGAUAUCGCUGUAGAUGCAGCCCAGAAGGCGUUCGAUACCACAUGGGGGCUCAACGUGGGAGGCGCCGGACGCGCUAAAAUGUUGGGCAAACUUGCUCAGCUCAUGGAGGAACAUCAGCAGGAACUUUCUGCCCUCGAAUCACUGAACAACGGAAAAACUUUCAGCUGGGCGAUGAAUGCUGACAUCCCCAUCGCUAUUGAAACAAUCCGCUAUUACGCCGGCUGGGCUGACAAAAUUCACGGCCAAGUUCAGGAGACGGACGAGAAGAAACUCACGUAUAGCCGUCACGAACCGAUUGGGGUUGUGGGUCAAAUCAUUCCAUGGAACUUCCCUCUAGUAAUGAUGACUUGGAAAAUUGGACCUGCUCUUGCCACGGGGAAUUGUAUUGUAAUGAAGCCUUCUGAAUUUACUCCCCUAACUGCUCUGCGAAUGUGUGAGCUUAUCCAAGAAGCCGGAUUCCCACCUGGGGUCUUCAAUCUCCUCACUGGAUACGGGAGCACUGUCGGAGCGGCAAUUGCUAGUCAUAUGAAAAUUGAGAAGAUCGCUUUCACCGGGAGCACAUUGGUCGGUCGGAAGGUUAUGGAAGCUGCUGCGAAGAGUAAUUUGAAGAAUGUUACACUCGAGCUUGGAGGCAAAAACGCCAACAUCAUAUGUAAUGAUGCGGACCUUGACCAAGCCGUCAGUUGGGCAGUUCACGGCAGCUACUGGAACCACGGGCAAGCCUGCACUGCUGGUUCUCGUAUCUUCGUUCAGUCCGGAAUCUACGACGAGUUUCUUGCCAAGUUCACCGAGAAGAGUCGGGCAUUAAAGGCCAGUAAAAUUUGGGACACAUAUGGUCCCGACUCUUACCAGGGUCCUCAAGUCUCGAAAAAUCAGUUUGAUCGUAUUAUGGGCUUUAUUCAAUCCGGGAAAGAUCAAGGUGCUACCGUUGUUCUAGGUGGUGACCGUAACGGCACAGAGGGAUAUUUUAUCAACCCCACUAUCUUUACGGACACCACACCUGAUAUGAAGAUUGUCCAAGAAGAGAUCUUCGGUCCAGUCGGUGUUGUCAUUAAAUUCGAGGAUGAGGAAGAUGUUGUUCAACAAGCCAAUGACUCUGUGUUUGGCUUAGCCGCCGCUGUGUUUAGCCAGAAUAUCACCCGUGCCCUUACAAUCGCUCACCGAUUAAAGGCUGGAACUGCCUGGGUCAACUGCGUGAACCAAAUACAUCCCAACGUUCCCUUUGGUGGAUUCAAACAGUCUGGUAUUGGUCGGGAACUUGGCGAGUAUGCCCUUGCCAAUUACACUGCUGUCAAGGCUGUUCAAGUUAACCUUGGAUAUGUUAUGUAA
This is a messenger RNA of Lentinula edodes (shiitake mushroom), 1512 nucleotides long. RefSeq names its product aldehyde dehydrogenase. Gene Ontology annotation, molecular function: aldehyde dehydrogenase (NAD+) activity. The coding region runs from base 1 to 1512 and encodes 503 amino acids. The record is from RefSeq and is a predicted model, not a curated record. The transcript has 13 exons. Lineage: Eukaryota; Fungi; Basidiomycota; Agaricomycetes; Agaricales; Omphalotaceae.